AUGAAGAAUGGUAAUAUUGGAGGCUCUAAGAGAAAGCUUCCAUGUAAAGGGCUUAGUGGUUUUCUUAAAGAAGGAAGAGGUAGGCUUUACAUAUUCAGAAGAUGUAUUAUCAUGCUUCUCUGCUGGCAUGAUUAA
Juglans regia (Persian walnut) is the source of this 135-nucleotide messenger RNA. RefSeq lists its product as uncharacterized. The record is from RefSeq and is a predicted model, not a curated record. Gene Ontology annotation, biological process: negative regulation of cell population proliferation. The transcript has a single exon. Bases 1 to 135 code for a protein of 44 amino acids. Lineage: Eukaryota; Viridiplantae; Streptophyta; Magnoliopsida; Fagales; Juglandaceae.